CAAAUUCUCUUUUGGCCUCUUGCCGCUCUAGUGGUUCGGGGAAACCCUCUGUGUGCGAAGCCGGGACAGGCGGCCAGCUCCAUAUCAGCAGCCUGGAGAUCAACGUGGGACCCCUUCGGUGACGUUGACCAUAUCAUUCAUACCCAUAGUACAGAACAUUUAUAGCACCUAACUGGCACCUGUUGCAUUUAUGGCAUAGACGACGUCAUAACCCACCUUGUCUGCUUGCAACUCGAGCUACCGCGAUAAGAGGUUUUGUCAAUGAAGUGUCAUGGUCUAGUAAAGAUGGCGCUAGGACGUGAUUUCUCAUUCACUGAACCUUGGAAGCGCCAAUUGGCUUCUGAUGCCGUUAUCUCGUUUCAAUCAUUCUUAGGCCAUAAGAUUCCGACUGCCGCUACUACUACUCUGUUCAGUCAACCCACUUUCGCCGGCACGUCUUCUAAAUAUCUUAGCACUUCAAGGUGGGGCCCAUGGUGGGGCCCAUGGUUCGUCUUUCGAUAUUGAGUAUCUGAUGGCACACGACGAUAGCAAUUGUUGGAAGGAUGCAUUUGACAUUCAGAAAAGCGACCCGAUUCCCGAUGCGGACUUCGCACGCCCAGGACGAGCCGAGAUCCCUCGAAAUUCAUACAACAGUACUUAAGUCCUUUGCGUAUACUUCGGUCUCGCACGGCUCCAUUGUCCUCGAGCCAUAGCGACGCCUCUUCACGAUGCCUGGUCUGGCUGCUCUUCGUUUCUUGUCUGCACUUGCUUUGGUAGUAGCAGAG
Molecule: messenger RNA, 764 nt
Organism: Heterobasidion irregulare TC 32-1
Lineage: Eukaryota; Fungi; Basidiomycota; Agaricomycetes; Russulales; Bondarzewiaceae
Exons: 6
Coding region: 262-504 (80 amino acids)
Source: RefSeq, a predicted model, not a curated record